Messenger RNA from Caretta caretta (loggerhead turtle), 6313 nucleotides. RefSeq names its product 5-hydroxytryptamine receptor 7 (gene HTR7). Lineage: Eukaryota; Metazoa; Chordata; Testudines; Cheloniidae. Gene Ontology annotation, cellular component: plasma membrane. The record is from RefSeq and is a predicted model, not a curated record. Gene Ontology annotation, molecular function: G protein-coupled serotonin receptor activity. Gene Ontology annotation, biological process: vasoconstriction; positive regulation of MAPK cascade; chemical synaptic transmission.
AGCACAUGCGCAUCUGAACAUACUGAUGAAUCUCACACCCAUCACCUACACAUUUCAAGCAGUUAGCAGAUAACGGUUUAAAGAUCUGACACACUAAAAUGGGAAGAAAACAAAAAUCUCUCCCAGAAAACAUUUCAGAUCACAAGGAAGUAUUCAAAAAGCUCUAAAAAGACCCCCAAAAUGGGAGAAAAGGAUGAAGUUGCGUAUAUGCGCUACAAAUGGUGUUUCCCAAUUAUUAAAUUGAACUAUUAGCCUACCAAUAUUUACAAGUCUCCAACAGCAAGCUGUUUAUUCAAAGGAAAAGUUUUAUUUGUGGGUUAAGAGAUAUCCUGUUUUCUUAAACUCAGAGGUAGCACUGUAUUUGCAGUUCUAUUUUAGUUCUGCAGCAAACCACACUGAACUCCAUUAAGCAUUAAUCUACUGAAUACUUUCCCCUUGUCCUUCACCGCCGCACGCCCCGCUCCAGAGGGGCAGGCUACUGAAGCCCGGCUGCAGGCGGGCGAGGGGCGGAGCAGCCAGGGAGACUCAAACUUCCCUCGCCGCCGCAGGUAGCUGGGCUGGGCUGGGCGAGGGCUGCCGCGGCGGCAGCUGCGGGCGAAGCGCAGGCAGCCUCCCGCCAGCCGCACGGGUCAGGAGAGAGCGGCGGCCGCUGGGGGGCGCGGCCUCCCCGACGGGCAGCGCUCAGCGCACGCGGACGCCAUGGCGCGAUUCCCGCCCCCGCCGAGCCCGGUCAGCGGCGCGGGGCACGGGGAAGGUGAGGCACCCGCUCCACCUGUGGUGGCAAUGAUCAGCUAACCGGGCUGAGGCGCUUCUCCCGCGGACGGCCGAGCCCCGGCCCGGGUCGGGGGGGCGAGCCCCGGGCAGCUGGGGGCUGAGCGGGCUCGGGGACCCUCCCCAGGACCCAGCGUGUUGGGAGCCGGCGGCUUCAUGGGCAGCACCCGUCAGGAUGGUUAUGGACAGCAACAGCAGUCACGUGUCCGGCCACCUCCGCGCCUUCGCCCUGGAGGCUCCCCGCGAGCUGAGCGGCAGUGGGAUGGUGGCUGGCUCCCUGAACCCCCGCUGGCUGAAGAUCAUCCAGGAUGUCACCGCCAGCCCCAGCCCCGCUUUCAGCCUGGCGCCCGAAAAUGACACCGGCUGCGGGGAGCAGAUCCUCAGCUACGGCAACAUGGAGAAAGUUGUGAUCGGGGCCAUCCUCUCCCUCAUCACUCUGCUGACCAUCGCGGGCAAUUGCCUGGUGGUGAUCUCCGUGUGCUUUGUGAAGAAACUCCGGCAGCCCUCCAACUAUCUCAUUGUCUCCCUGGCUUUGGCUGAUCUCUCGGUAGCGGUGGCCGUCAUGCCCUUUGUCAGCGUAACGGACCUCAUUGGAGGAGAGUGGAUCUUUGGCCACGUUUUCUGUAAUGUCUUCAUUGCUAUGGAUGUGAUGUGUUGCACUGCUUCCAUUAUGACUUUGUGUGUGAUAAGUAUUGACAGGUACCUUGGAAUAACAAGACCACUUACAUAUCCUGUGAGGCAGAAUGGAAAAUGUAUGGCUAAAAUGAUCCUGUGUGUAUGGCUCCUCUCUGCCUCUAUCACCAUACCACCACUUUUUGGUUGGGCCCAAAAUGUGAACGAUGAAAAAGUUUGUUUAAUCAGUCAAGACUUCGGUUACACAAUUUACUCCACUGCAGUUGCGUUUUAUAUCCCGAUGUCAGUGAUGCUUUUCAUGUACUAUCAGAUUUACAAGGCUGCUAAGAGGAGUGCUGCUAAACACAAGUUUGCUGGUUUCCCACGGCCAGAAGAAAAUGAAGGCAUGGUUUCUGUGAAUGGAGUUAUAAAGCUACACAAGGAAUCAGAAGAAUGUACAAAUUUUUCACGACUCCUUAAACAUGAUAGAAAAAACAUUUCCAUCUUCAAGAGAGAACAAAAAGCUGCCACUACCCUGGGAAUUAUUGUUGGGGCCUUUACUGUGUGCUGGUUGCCAUUUUUCAUCCUUUCAACUGCCAGACCCUUUAUCUGUGGUACAGCAUGCAGCUGCAUCCCGUUUUGGGUUGAAAGAACAUUUCUAUGGUUGGGUUAUGCAAACUCUCUCAUUAACCCCUUUAUAUAUGCCUUCUUCAAUCGGGACCUGAGGACAACCUAUCGCAAUCUACUACAGUGCAGAUAUAGGAAUAUCAACCGGAAACUAUCAGCUGCAGGGAUGCACGAGGCUCUGAAGCUUGCAGAAAAGUCAGAAUUUGUGCUAAAAGGAUAAUUGGAUAUUUGCUGAGGAGAAAGCAUACUCAUUACAAAGUAGUCUCCAUCACUACAAGUUAGAAAUAAGGUAAUUAUCUUAUAAUGCCAAAGAUAAUUCUGGCCUAAAUUCUGCUCUAACAUUCACCACAUUAAACUAACUUUAAAUGAAUUCAGUGGUGUUACUUGAGACAUACACCAAUGCAGAAUUUGUCCCAGUCUUCUUGAAUAGAGUUUGUAAAGUCACUGGAAGUGCACAAGCUUGUAGGCAAUAGCUGAUGUUUAUCAGAUACAUAGAGGGAACAUUGUAUUCCCUCACUACCUUGUUCAUGUGCAUGGCUAUGCACCCUGCUGGCAGGUUUCAUGCACAGUUACAUUUGAGCCAUUCAAGAGACCUUUAUGUGCCAGGAGGCAUCUGCUUCCUGCUGGAAGAAGGGGCUUAAGGGCUCCCACUCCACCUGCUGUCUUCUGUCUGAGGUAAGGGGGUCCCAAGGCUCCCCGUCCUCCCAUGGAAAGAGUGAAAGUAAUGUAUGAUAGCGGGGGGAGGGGAGCGUGUGUGUGUGUGUGUGUGUGUGUGUGUGAGAGAGAGAGAGAGAUGUCUCUACAGUGGUGAUAAGCAUUAGUACAAAACCCUAAAACAGAUUAUAUCUCUCACUCUCACACACACUGAAAGUUAAGGGAGGUUAUACAGGAUGGAUAGAGGAAAAGGGAAAUGAAAGGGGGCAAGGACCUUACAAGGAACGUAAGUUAUAAGAGAAAUAUAUGAGGAAAGACAGCUAGUAAGUGGACAGGAAGGAAAAUGAAAAAAUAUGUGAAUGACAAAUAAGAUGGAUAGAAAGGGAGACAGCAUAGCCUGGGGGAGAAAAUGGGAGCUGAAGAGAUUGGACUCCCGGAUGUUAAAUUUAAGAUCUAGUAGUUUUUGUUCUGCACACAUACACACAAAAUUAGAGGCAACAUGGGGACCCCCAUGAAUCUGAGGGCAGACACAUGAACUGAUCUAAUUUGCAUCCCAGGUGAAAUGAAUGGAGCUGCACAGGUGCUGAGAGCAGAAUUUGGCCGAGAUUGUCAACAUGUUAUAUACAAAUGGUACUGGGGCUGGUGUUGCCAUAAAUAAAUUUUCAUAUCUAACAUGAAAUGAAUAAUUUUGACAUCAGAGGUCACCCAUCUGCCCAGACAUAUGUUUUAAGAUUAACACAUUUUAAGGCCAAUUUUUUUUUUAAACUGGGGAGUGUCUAAAGGUAAGUACCUAAAUCAAUAUUCUGAAGUCAAUGGGAGCUGCAAGAGCCUUUAAUAUCCAGCUUUAUGUUUCCACAUCUGAGAAUUAUGGCUUAAAUUUUUCAGCAAUCUGAUCCUCAGGUGUGGGGAUUCUCUCUACACACCCAUGCUGGAUCCGGGAGGUGUUUAGAAAGCUCCUUGUUAAUCACAAAGGCUGAAAGACUUCUGAAAUACCAAGUAAAAAGGACAGAAGGAGCCCUUUCACCCACAUAAGCACUCAAUCAGUAUCUCUACAGAGAGGUGUGGCCACUUUAUCAAGCAGGCCCAUGCAUCCCAUCUCAAAAGGGUUGAGGUCUUUGUUACACCAGAUGUAUCUGGUGUAACAGAGCAGAAUGUGGUCCUUGGCUUUGGAAUUUGGCUAAGAUCAUGGCUAAAACAAAGUUAUGCUUCUCCUGAGAAUGCUCUCUCACUAUCUUGACUGCUUUUAACUAACUAGCUUUGUGAAAAAGCCAAAAGGUGUCUAAUCCCAGAGGAAAGGAUAUCCUUAAUUAUCUACUUAGAUAUCUACUUGAGGCAACAUAUUAGCAUAGUUUCGGUUUAGUUAACACUCGAGUUAUGUAAAUAAUGGAAAUCGUUAUCCACAAAUAUUUACUUAAAUUUGAAAGUGAAAGUGCUUUGUUUGUGCUCACACCACUCUUUUGUGUUUACUUUCUAUUACAUUCCAGCGAGUGAGUUUUGCUUGCAAGAACGUGUGCAGGAACUACAUUUUAAGCUCAAAAGCUGGAGUAUGUAGAUACUUUAUAUAGAAUUCCGUUUGAGGUUCAGGUUUUCCAGGUCCCAUUACCAGAGCCCAGGCACAUGGGCAAUUAAUGUGUUAUUGUAUCCAGCAACAAAUUCUGAAUUGCUUGCUCCCAGAACUGUUCAGUCUCCUUCAUUCUCCAUGGCUCCUGCCUCAUGGACAGGGGCUUGUAUGUCCUGAUUUGGAAAGCAGGGGAGUCAAUCUAGGUUGUAUCUCUAUGAUUAGGGCUGCUCUGGGCAGGAUCUCUAUGGUUAGACUUUCUCAGGACUCACAGGGUAUGUUUACACUGCAAUAUAAGCCCAGGGUUCAAACUCAGGCUCAAGCCUAACCCUCCUUCCAUCUACACACAAAUUGUGCUAACUCUGGCUCAGGCCCAGGAUCUCCUGGGGUGGAGGGUCCAAGCCUCAGUCAAGCCAGGUCCCAGGGUUCAAACCCUAUUGCUUUGCUCUGUGGAUACAGCCCCACUGGACUCGUGCUCUGGGAGUCUCCACAAGUGUCCCACACUCCCACAGGCUGACUUUCUUUGUCUUCUGGACAGGCAAGUUUUCCCACACUGCACCGCAAACAAGGCUACAGCAGCCACGUUUUGGGAUGGUGCUCGGAAGUCAAGUCUGGCAUAUGGCUGGUUGGAGUCGGGCCUACAUAAUGCAGUGUAGACACUGGAGACCCAGGGUGGAACCCAGGAUUCAACAAUUCCUAACCUAGAGUUACAAAUGUGCAUAGACAUUCAAUCCCUGGGUUUACAAACCCAGACUCUGCUAACUCAAGUUCUACUAACCUGGGCUUACAUUGUAGUGUAGCUCUACCCCCAGAGACCCAACCAGACAUUGAGCCUAGGGCACAGUCCCUCAUGGCCAAAGACUUGGGACAACUACUAAAGUGCUCUAGCAAUAACCAGGGAUCAUUAAGUAGUCAGGACCACGCCCACCUCAGUCAGGGUCAACUGGGAAGCGCCAAGAUCCCACUCGUUUGGAUUUCCUUCCACCUCCAGCAGUGCACCAGAACCUGGGUUUGGUGAGUGUCAGAGCACAAUAUACGACCUAUUUGUUUAGCCAUGCUUUUGAUUAACUGAUGGAUUCAAUUAAUAGCAGAAAGUGGAGAUCUGUUGUUGAGCCUUUGAAAUAAAAGAAUUAUAAUUUUUUUUUCAAAUUAUUUUUAACAGUUUAAAGCGAGGUAUCAAUCUAUCAUUUUAUACUCAUUUGAUCAAAAUAAAAGUAUUUUCUCAUUUUCUCUUCCUAUCCAGAUAUUAUUUUAUUAUCCAAUACCACACAGAGCCAUAGAUGUGCCAAAUAAUCUGAAAUAAAUGUACUUCAGACAGUUAUUGAGUUAAGGGUGUUUAUGAGUAAAUCUGUACUGCAAAGUUUUAUCUUUUGCUCCCUUUUCAUGUUCUAGCUUUGUGGUAUAACAAGCAUUCAGUAUAUAUAAAAGAAUGUUGUACUAUUUUUACUAUUCAACAUAGCAUCUCUAGAGCACUGUUGAGGUAAAUUUAGGGAUAGGUCAACUAAGACUCUAAAAUGCAGGACAUAGAAUACCAAGGAACCUUGAAAAUGAUGCCAUUUAUUUUGUGCAUAGCUACCAUCUUAACUUUCUAUUUGAUUUUUCUUGUCUUUCAGGAAAAACUGCUCAAGAGAUAAACUUCUCUCAGGGAAAGCACAGGAAAAAAUUAUCAGCAGAUCCUGAUCAUAGCUCACCGUAGAUCUUAGGUUCUUUUCAUCCUUUAAAAAGAAAAUCUCUUUGUCUCUUGGUCUUUGUACAAUAAGUACAUGCUAAUAGUAUCUUUAUGGCUGUUAUCUUUAUUUUUUCUCUAAAUAGCCAUUGCCCCUCAUGAGUAUUGAAAAUUGGUUUAUAAUUUUUUUUCAAAUGUUCAUUUUCUAUACAUCUUAAUAAUGGUAGACCAGUAGCUCUCAACCUUCAGCCCUUCUCCCAAAUAACCAGGACCCUUUCGCACUGUAUGGAAAGUAUGGGAAGUACAGAGUGUUUGCAAUUCCAGGACAUAUGUUCACAACCCCCAGACUGAUGGCCUUCACUGUAGAUGAAAGGCAGUCUGAUUAUUUGCUUUCUCGUGGAUGCUGAUAUAUAUAUAUAUAUAUA